Messenger RNA from Talaromyces atroroseus, 1029 nucleotides. RefSeq lists its product as hypothetical. Lineage: Eukaryota; Fungi; Ascomycota; Eurotiomycetes; Eurotiales; Trichocomaceae. The record is from RefSeq and is a predicted model, not a curated record. The transcript has 3 exons. The coding region runs from base 1 to 1029 and encodes 342 amino acids.
AUGGUGGACGCCAGCACUUCUAACAAUGUAUCGAUUCUUCGGGAUCUCUAUGAAGGAGAGAAACUAUCUACGAGUUCUUCCACUGUGUCCAACGCUUACAACGAAAAUGAACACCGAAUAAUCAGUAAUGGUCUAGGGAUACGGGUCAAGGAAGUCGAGCGGAAAAGCGGAGCGAAGAAGGAAUCCACUGCCAGGCAUCCGUAUCGAUCAACGAGGUCGAUGGCGAAACAAGCAUGUGAAGAUUCCGCUAUUGUAGAGGACGGAAAAGAAAGCGACUCCGCCGACGUCCAGGAGCUAGAGCGGGAGAAUGAACAGGCUCAUCGCGAGACUAAGGAACUUGUCAGUCAAAUCGAGCUAUGCGAGCUCGAGAUAGAAGAAUUACACGAGCAAAUGAACGUUCUCAAAGCAAGAGAACUUAGGCUCAUACAAUGCGGCGAAGAAAUCAAAGAGGAUCUCACCGAUCAGAUCAAAGACUUGCGUGAGAAGCUUCGAGUAAGCAAGCUUCGAGAGCGGGAGCUCCAAGCGCAACUUGAACGCAGCCGCCAGGCCACAGAAGAUCUUCGAAUAGAGCUUGAGGAAACUAAGUUGAAAGCUAUUCAACAGCUUCGGCAAAGCGAAGCAAGGGAGCGUGAAUCAGAACUACUACAGCAUACAAGAAGAGAGCAUGGGCAGGUGUCACUCGAAUCACUGCAGCAGCUGGUCGAGGCGACUGCCGAGAAUAUUUCACGGCGAAACCUCCCAGCCGCAAAUACACAGCAAGUUAUCUACCAGCGGCAUCCGGGUGAUAUUGAUACCAUUGCCCAGCAGAAUCACAGGAUAUUUGACUUGGAGGAAGCCAAGCAUCAUGCGGAGCGGCGAGCUCAAAAGUACGCUUCAAAGUCUCGCCAGGCCAAUUCAAAGGCCGAAUACCUCCGGCAAGAACUCCUGGAGUCACGUAAGGAAAAGAAAAAGCAACAGAGAGGCGAGAAAGUUAUCGCGUUAUCUAGACAGAGAGGCAUCACGAACAUCUUAGCCUAUACGCAGACAUAA